Messenger RNA from Rasamsonia emersonii CBS 393.64, 309 nucleotides. RefSeq lists its product as uncharacterized. The record is from RefSeq and is a predicted model, not a curated record. Lineage: Eukaryota; Fungi; Ascomycota; Eurotiomycetes; Eurotiales; Trichocomaceae. The transcript has a single exon. Gene Ontology annotation, molecular function: nucleic acid binding. The annotation marks the transcript as partial.
CCACCAUCGUUAAGUAUCGACGACUACGGUUGGACCCAGCGCGUAACAGCCCUUAAGACACAGGGCCAACAAACCACUAUUCAAUGGGUCCCUGGGCACCAUAGCAUCAAGGGGAAUAAGAAGGCAAACCAAGUAGCAAAAAGAGCAGCAGGCAAGCCCCUGCAGAAUGAGUCUAGGGAACUUUCUAUGGCCUACACCCAUAGAGCCUGUACAGAGGCAAUCAAGGCCUGCAAGCAGAGGUGGCUAGUAAAGGCAUUAGGAUGCAGGACUCAGGCAGCCCAAAGAACAUAUAGGGCUCAGCCUGGCUAG